GCGGUGUGUGUCACGGUGUCUGUCGGUGUCGGAGAUCGGUGGACGUCCAGGCCGGCGUGCAGAGUUGCCGACAGCCAUGUCCGCUGAGCGGACUGCCCAGUAUGUGUUGUACCACCAGCGAACCAGCCGUAAUGUGUCCGACGCCCUGUGCGGGUCACGUGAGAAUGAGAUACCCCUCGAGGAACAGACGACCAGUCCAGAUGGUGCGGCCGCCGCCGGCUCGGCUGGUCUCUCGUUCGGCGAGAGGGAGCCCAGAGCUCGACGAUCCCGUCCCAACGGGGAGAGACUCGGACGCAGCCGCGAGGAGCUCGACACACGGGACGACCAGGAUCUUCGUGUGACGGCCAGUCCGAUGGCACGUGCCGGGCCCGUCCCCGACAGGGAUGCCUGGAGGGAGAACCGCCGCCUCCACCAGAGCAGUCAGAUUCUGCUGGCGUUCGGCAGCUCAUCACCCCGCUGGGAGAACUCGGCAGACAUGGGGCGCAGAUGUACGUCCAGCUCUCAGCUCGACGCGGCCGGUCAGCGCACACCGAUCGACGGUAAGGCGUCGCCGUCCGGCCACGCCGGCUCGUCUCCGCUGCCGCUGCUGCUGCCGUCCGCCGCCGCAUCAGCAUCCGCUCUGUCCGCACGGGAGGAGCCGUCCGCCCGGCGGCACCGGUCCGACCUGACGCCGACCGCGCCGCCUGGCCACUCGUUCCGGGACCCGCCGCCGGCGCGACACCGCUCGCCAGGUAAAGCGGUCUCUCUGAGCCGGCUGGACGUGCUGUCGCGGCCGCGGCGGCCGCUGGCCAGCCGCCCUGACCUGCUGCAUGUGUCGCCGGCGCCGGCCGCCGGCCGUCAGUGGCAGAGCAUGUGGCACCUGGGACCGGUGGCGGCGCCGCGACCUACGCGAGCCACCCUGCUGAGACGAGCCGCCCGACAGUCGCCCACGCACCAGCCAGGUAUCGUGGCCGGCGCUCCAGCCGGCUCCCGACCUCCCUCGGCCCAGUCCCAGCAGGCCGGGCCGGCGGCAGCGGCCGGUGGAGCGCGGCCGUCACCCCUGCGGCCCAGGAGCGGCGGGCGCAAACCGCGGCCUUCCAGUAUCGCCGGUCUGCCCACACCGCGGCAUGGCUCCGAGCCCGGCACACAGCACACGGCUGAAGGCCGGGGCUCGAGUCGCAGCGGCAGCUCGUCCACUCCUCGUCGCCCUCUGCCCGCCAGCGCCCCCACCAGUGAGGCCCGCCGGCCAGCCGCCGCAGCAGUGUCCUCUCCACGGCGUACUCCCGCUCAGGUCAAGGCCGAUGACGCCCGCAAAAAGAAGCAGCGGUCCAAGUCGAGCACACCCCAGCCGGAAUCACGGACCGGCCUGCAGCCGACCUCAGAGUCCGGAGGCUCAGAGCCCAGGUCCAGUCCAGCGCCGUCCAGCAGUAGUGCAGAGGGCAGCACCGGGCAUCCGCGAGGUGGCAGCACUGAGCCGCCGGCCGUCACAUCGCAGCCGGAGGUUACAGCGGAGUCAGAGCAGACAGAGCAGGCCGACGGCAGAACGACGAGCCGUAAGGCGGGCUACGACAGCGAGGCCGCCGCCCGGGCCGCCCUGGCCGAGAAGAGGCGCAGAGUACGAGAGGAGGCCGAGCGGCAGGCAGAGCAGGAGCGACUGAGGAGGGAGGAGGAGGAGCGGCAGGAGCAGGAGCGGCUCCGUCAGGAGGAGCUGCUGAUGGAGGAGGCGGCCCGCGCCGAGCAGGAGCGGCUCCAGAAAGCCAUUCAGGAGGCCGAGGAGCGCCGUGCUGAGGAGGAGCGUCGCCGCGAGGAAGAAGAGCGGCAGCGGCAGCAGAGAGAGCAGGAGGAGGAGGAGGCGCGACGAGAGGCCGAGCGCGCCAGGAUCGCCGCCGCCGAGAAACUGCAGAGGGAGGAGCAGGAGAGGAAAGAGCGACGGAGCAGGGUGGCCGCCAUCAUGAGUCGGACCAGGGCGGCCAACGCCGCUGCCGGCGGUACGGCAGAUAAGACGGCUGAUUCAUCGGAGGAGGAACAGACGGGCUCGGGUGCGCCACAACCGUCGGAGGACAGGUCGGCCGUACAGCCCCCGGCGUCGGAUGGACAGUCUCGAGAUGACAGCUCUCUGGAGUCGCACAACUCGGACGGAAACCCGACCCGGGCGGAGGGAACUCCGACUGCGGCCGUGGAUCAGGAGCAGGCUGAUCGAGCUCAGGACUCACAACUCGACCAGAUCGACCAGCGAUCCGACCAUUUCGACCAGAGGUCCGACCAUUUCGAUCAGAGGUCCGACCAGGCCGACCAGAGGUCAGACCAGGCCGACCAGCGGUCAGACCAUUUCGACCAGAGGUCCGACCAGGCCGACCGCAGCCUGCAGUCCGAGCAAAUGUCCGAUCGGAACCCGGGUCUAAAGUCGGACGACGAGUCGGAUCACGAUGUGGAUCCGCAGGUGCCCAUGUCGACCGAUUCCAGCCCGGCUCACACCAACGGGAACCUGAACACGGCGGGCAUCAACGGCCUGGACAACUCGGCCCACCCGGACCCGGCCUCCGACGGCUCCGGCGCACAGCAGAACGGGGGUUUCGCUGCACUGCACGCCCUGGUGAUGAAGCCCGCGGCCACCAGUGAUGACGAGGAUUCCAUCAACUCCAACGUGUCCCCACGACCGGGCACGGCUCAGGAGCAGGACCCGUUCUCUCUCGGCCUGACGGGGACCGGCACAGUCAGUCAGGAGCUGCCGCGUCCCGUCCAUACCUCCGGUUCCCGAACGCUCAUACAGCGAGUCAUUGACUACAUCAAGAACGAGCCCGCGCAGCC
This is a messenger RNA of Amphibalanus amphitrite, 2787 nucleotides long. RefSeq names its product neurofilament heavy polypeptide-like. The record is from RefSeq and is a predicted model, not a curated record. Gene Ontology annotation, cellular component: microtubule cytoskeleton. Gene Ontology annotation, biological process: microtubule cytoskeleton organization. Lineage: Eukaryota; Metazoa; Arthropoda; Thecostraca; Balanomorpha; Balanidae. The annotation marks the transcript as partial. The transcript has 15 exons.